Messenger RNA from Procambarus clarkii (red swamp crayfish), 5616 nucleotides. The record is from RefSeq and is a predicted model, not a curated record. NCBI's taxonomy places the organism in Eukaryota, Metazoa, Arthropoda, Malacostraca, Decapoda, Cambaridae.
AUGAAGGAAGAAUUAAGUAAGCCAGCGCUGGCCACCAAUGAGUGUGUCAACAUUGGGGCCCAAUUAUUAUUAUUAUUUAUUGUUACAGGGGCGUGUUCUCAGUACGGGGACGCGGAGCACAUCACUGCCAUUCUGGGGGAGUCGGUCAUCCUUAACUGCCCCGUCUCCCACCCUAAGGUGCCCCACAUCAUCCAGUGGAGGAGACAGCACCAAAAAAUUCCCAUUUACAUAUGGUAUGAUGGGUAUGACCCCCAUGUGGAAGAAAAUUAUAAGGGUCGUGCAUCACUGGUUUCUCCAGACACAUCCUAUGGGCUGGCCUCACUCAACCUCACUUCAGUCAGGGAGGACGACCAAGGCUGGUAUCAGUGUAAUGUUUUCUACCUCGAUCGCAGCGGUGUUGAAAAUGGUACCUGGAUACACCUCGAUGUUCAUGCACCACCUCGAUUUACCACAACUCCUGAUGAUGUUACCUAUGUCAAUAUUGGUGACUCCAUCAUUCUUAAUUGUGAGGCUGAGGGAACUCCAAAGCCCGAGAUCUUCUGGUUCAGGGAUAAUGAACCAGUCGACCCUUCAGAAACUGUGGGCAUCUUCAAUGAUGGUACAGAGCUUCGAAUUAACAAAAUACGUGACCAAGACAUCGGAGACUAUGUGUGUGUGUCGCGGAAUGCUGAGGGAAGAGUUCAUCAUGAAGCCAAAGUUGUUAUUGCAGGUGGGGCGGUGAUUGUAACGCCACCUCACAACCAGACACGCCAGGAAGGGGAGAAAGUUGAAUUUCCAUGCGAAGCAAAGGCUCUUCCAGGAAAUGUGACAGUUACCUGGAAAAGAGAAGGCGUCUCCAUUGAUAAGCUUUCCUGGUUAGAUACUCGAUCUAUUAUCAGGAGAGAUGGUACACUCAUUAUUAAUCCAACAAGUGCGGAUGACGGUGGCUUUUUCACUUGUGAAGUUUCCAAUGGAAUUGGAACACCUCAGAAAGCCACAGCCUAUCUUAAUGUUGAAUACCCUGCACGUGUAACAUAUACACCAACUGUACAGUACCUUCCCUUUAGACAACAAGGUAUUAUUAAGUGCUUUAUAAAGAGUAACCCACCAAUCCAGUUUGUUACUUGGAUCAAGGACAAACGACUCUUUGAUGUUGAAAAUGAGAGCACAGUUGUCAAGCUUAAUAAUGGCUCACUACUGAUAACCAAGGUAAACCAGUCACACCAAGGUCGCUACAGCUGCACACCUUAUAACCGUCAUACGACAGCAGGAGCAUCAGGCGACAUGGAAGUAUUAGUUCGUGAUCCACCCGUGUUUGCCCCACGACCUCAGCCACAAUACCAUGGCCAAGUAGGCGAGGAAGUAACCCUUGUCUGUGGGGGUCAAGGAUCACCAACUCCAGAAGUCACUUGGAAGAGGCGUGAUGGUCAGAAUUUGCCUCGAGACCGUACGCACAUUGUAGGUGGCAACCUUACCAUUCGAAACCUUCGCAAAAGUGAUCAUGCAUAUUAUGAGUGCAUGGUUAGUAAUGAGAUUGCUACCUUAGUAACAGCAACACAGCUACUGGUGGAAGGCACAACACCACACCCACCAUAUAACAUCUCAACUGAAACCCAGCCUUUUAGCAUAAAGUUGUCUUGGCUCCCAGGUUACCCAGGGGGAAAAGAUUGGGAGCAGCAGUAUACCAUAUGGUACCGAACUUUAGGGUCUCGAACUUGGUCACAAAUUGACGUCAAGCCACCUGGGAGCACCAGUGUCACCAUUUAUAAUCUAAUCCCAGAUCACACCUAUGAAAUUCAAGUGCAGGGAAAGAAUAUGCUGGGGGAUGGCAUGUUUUCUGAUAUUGUGACAGCCACCACAAAAGGUAGUGGAAAUCGUGUACCGUCAACUGGGACUCACUCGUCGACAGUUGAAACUUCUACAACACCUGGUCCCGUUUAUGAUUAUAGCAUGGUUGUGUUCCCUACUGAUUCUUCUGGCUCAACAUAUGUUCCAACGAUAUUGAACCCCACAGGCCCUCCGCCUUCACCCCCACGGAAUGUGUCGAUUAAGAAGGUAUCGGAUGCGGUGGAUGGAUACGUUAUCUCCUGGCUGCCACCUCUUGAUAUGAACAUUCCUGUCGCCUACUAUGACAUCGAAUAUCGAACAGAUGGAUCAUGGAAGAAGCUCAAUGAUGAUAAUAUUUUAGGAGAAACUUCCUAUAGAGUCAGGAAGCUUCAGUCAGGAAAGAAAUACCACUUCCGUGUAUUUUCCAAGACACUCACCAGUUAUGCUCCAUCAGAGGAGGUUAUGUUUAUUGCUCCAGUGCAUAACAAGGAAAAGGCAAUAACUGCAGCACUAGUAGGUGGAAUACUGUUUUUCAUAGUUGCCAUCAUUUUGUCGGUUUGUACUGUCAAGAUCUGCAACAAACACAAGAGGAGGAAGCAAGAGAAAGCCUACAAUGCAGUGGCCUGCCGGGUUACUGAGCCGAGAAACGGUGGUCACGGGUCCAGCCCUGUGCCAUUGAAAAAGUUACUACGAUGCGGCAUACCAGGUUUAAGGUGGGAGUGGGCAUGGGUGGCAGGCGUUCUGCUCGGAGGCCGACUCCUAGAUUCAACAGACAGUAGGCCCUUAGACACUAGUGCUGCAACUCAGGACAUUAGCAGCACAGGGCAAGAUACAGCUGGAGGUUCUGCAGAUGAUGAUUAUCGUGAAUAUGGUGUACAGCGUGGACGGCAAUUCCCUCGAGACGUCCGAUACUCUGUUCAGCUGGAGUAUUCACAACCCCUUAGUUGGAUUUCCCGCACUACUGAUGGUCGUUUUGUGCUGGACAAGGACAGUGAAGAAGGUGGUUUUACAUCACCAAGACGACCUACUCGAAGUGUUGGUGGAAUACCAAUUGUAGAUCAAGGGCAAGUCUCUUCUAGGUGGGUUAGAGAUGAAGUAGGGGUAGAGAGUGGUGUUUAUCAUGUACGUGCUGGCACAGCUAGUCGCCUCCAUCACCGUCAGCCCCUUCCUCCUCGUCUUAGUUUACGCUCAGAUGGCUCUGGUGCCAGUACACAUGAAGAGCCACGUGCAGGAGGUACACGAAUAGAUAGACCCAUUGGAAGAGUGACUGCACCUGAUUCACAGAUAUCUCCUGUAUCUCCAGAGUUUGGUAGGCAUGUUAUACCAGAAAGCCCCGGUGACAUUGUAUGGUCUCCACGUUCCAGACGUUUUAGAGCAUCUUCUCCAGGGCCAUUAAGUUCAGAAUGGAGUCAAUUGGCACAAUUAGCAUCAUUCAGUGAAGUGAGCAGUGUUCAGCAACCAUCCAGUGUAGAGCGUUCAUUUCCCUCCACCGUACUUUCAUCAUUCCCUAAUUCAGCACAAGGAACACCAUCUGCUCAUGGGGUCUCGGCAACUAUGACACCACCUCAUGGAGAUGCUGUACGAGUGCUUCAUCGCUAUCCUCGUCAACUGCCACCACUGUCCACCUCUCAGUUACACCCAGGUCGCCUUUUAGUAGGAGCACAGGUUCAUUCUCCUCCAUCGCGCUUUCACCCACAGUUACAGGCCUGGGCAGCAACACCACAUCCUCCACUGGACUCAGCCUGGACUACUCCUCGCCGCCCCACACAUGUGUGGCCCACAACCCGCCCAGUGAGCCAUCCUACACAUCAAACUGGUCGACCAGAGCUGACAGUGUUGGAGUCUGGCCAGCAUGUACAUUCACCACCACUGGUACGGGAAGGCCUUGUGGUGCGGGAGGCACUAGGUCAUAUCCAGCCUCCACGCAUACCAGACAUCCCACGCCAUUAUGUAAACCUUCCUCCGAGACGUGACGCUUAUCAACGAAUACCGGGGCGGGACCCCCCCUAUUUGCUCAAACCUUCUUCCUCGGAGAAUCAAAAGCCGCUGGCCACAAGCUCGCCCCCCCGCCCACGUGCUAUUCAGGGCCAGCAAAGGGCCCAGGGGAUGCCCAGGCCACGACCGCUGCCUCCCCCACCCCCUACCAGUACAAAGACCAGAGUACCUGACCCUUUGCCUAGAGCAGUGGGUAGGACACGAGAUAGUGAUUCCAGUAGUGACCAGCCUGUGACAUACACUCGUGAACGUUUGCAGGAGGCCAUUGGGCGGGUACGUAGUGGCCUUUUCGGAGAGGCACCACUAACGAGUAGUGCCCCAGAAUUAAGUUCUGCAGGACGUUCAGAGACUAGACAUACUUCUAGCCGACAUUCUGCUGCAAGGCACACUGGUGGUAUUAGUGCUCCAGAAAGUCGUGAGCAAUCACAUGAACAAUCUCAGGAGCAGUCUCCUGACUCAUCUAGUGGGUUUGGUAGUAAAAAUACAUCUCAACAGCAAAGUUCAUCACAGUCAGGGCAGUCACUGUCAGCAUUAGGUCUUGAUUCAUCACGUCUGGAAACCUCAGAAGUCACAGAAACUAUAGAAGCCCCAGAUUUAUCACCACCAGCUCCACCUGCCUGGCUCUUAGCAGCUCCUCGUGGUCGCCCAACACCUUGGAUGCGUCCACCACAUCCCCCUCCAUAUGAGGAGUGGGCUGCACGCCAAGUGUUGCCCCAAUUUCGUAUGCCUUCUCUCACAGGACCACGGCAUUCAACCGUAAAGGUAGGAAUGGUAGGACGGCGACAACGGCUUGGAUCAACUGGAUUGGAUGCUAGUGUUGACUCUGGUAGCUCAGUUAAGGUGUCUCCAAGACCUCCACCCGUCACCGUACCCGUGGCUGCACAGCAGCCACUAGAUAUAAGUGUGGAUGACCACUAUGAGUUUGACACAGUGCUGAGUCCCACACCUGGGGAGGAUGCAGCUGCAGAGUGGUCAAGAACCCGUGUUCCAUCAGGCGAGCGUGGCCUCAGCGACUCUGAGAUCUACGGGUCAGGUGGGCGGCGGCGCCACGAGUCAAUGGAGGCACGUGUUGCUGCAAUGAAACAGGAAUUCAAUGAAUACAGAAGAAGACAGGCACGUCGCCGACGUAGUAGAGAACUGGAAAGUGUGUGUUAAUGGGAUCUGAAUCAGAACUUGAAGCAAUUAUCAAUGCAAACAGUAAAUGAAAAAUCAGUCCCAUUAUAGUGUAAGUGUAUAAUGAAGUGACAUUCAGUGACAAGUCUUUCAAGUGUUGAGAGUUGAGAAAGGCUCGCUAGGCGCCGCAGCCAUAACCAGUAAUACUCACUAUACUGACGCUGCAGAUGCUGCGUCUCAAGAACUGUGCAAAUUGUUGAAUUUUAUAUAUUCCUAUUGGAUCUCUGUUUCAAAAAAUUAUCUUAACUUUGUAUUGUAGUUAGAGAAGUCCUUUCAUGUGAUAACUACAAUGCCCAUAUGACACGUUCAAGCAAAGUAUGAAGCACAAUUUCUGUCUCCACUGCAUCACCUUCACUCUUGGGAACAAUCAGACUGUCACCUUUAGAAGGAACUUGUGAUUCCUCCUGUUCAUCUUGUACUUGUACAUUUUCUUUUUUUUUCCUUCUUUUCUUUUUUUAACAUUCAAUCAUAUUGGUUACAAACCUGCUCUUAAGGAUUCUUACACACAAAAAGUAUAUCUCCCAUCCUGUAUCUAUUUUCCAGAGGUGCUUCCUUAAUUGGUUUUCAAAAUACUGUUACUAACUGUUGGUGUAAUUUAAUUUUCUUGCUUAAUAUCUGGUAAUAAAGUUAUUCUUCUCAGCU